AUGGCCCUCUCGUUGACACAGAAAUGGCUCAGUGAGAACAUAGGCCAGUAUACCAAUGCUCAGCUCGUCUAUAACCAUGUCGACAAUGCUCUACAGCAUCUACCGACUCUAAGAAUCAGGUCGGCGGUCUACACUUACGAUGAUGGACGGACGAUGUUGUUGCUCUGUAUACAUGGUCUACUUCCGAUAAAGUUUAAAGGGAACGAAUACAAUAUCCCAAUCAACAUCUGGAUUCCAAAAGGCUACGCAGAGGAACCGCCGAUUGUGUAUGUUGUUCCUACUAGCGACAUGUUGGUCAAGGUUGGGAAGACCGUGGAUCACAGCGGGAGGGUUGAUGUCGAGUGGACUGCGAGGAGUGGUGAAAAGGCAAGGCAGAGUACUACUGUCGACCUCAUCAACAAUCUUAGAGAACGUUUCGGAGUCGAUCCACCCGUCUACGCGAAACCGCGUCCAAAAUCAACGCCUACAUCGACCCAUACAACGCCCGCGACACCGACGCCUCCGAGGACAACGACGACUACGCAAUCGAUAACUUCAAUUAGAGCAACACCUCCCCCACCACCGCCGCCGCCGCCACCACCCCAAUCUCGGAGGAUUCACCAACCCCAGCCUCAGCAGCCCCAUCCGCCACCACCUCCACCACCACCACCACCUCCUCCUCCUCCUCCUCUUAGUAUCCCACCCCUUAACAUUCUCGACUCUGACGAACCUCCACUUCCAACUGUCGCAGCCGUGCGGCCACCACGUCCUCCCAACCCAUAUCUCCUCUCGCUUCACGCAUCCCUUCACGAAAAACUCACUUCAAGUCUCUCCAGCCUUCAGACUUCCCUCUCGGACGACGCUGACCGUCUUCGCACCAUCCAAUCCCAACUUCUCUCCGGUCCACCAGCCAUUGGCGAUGAACAAUCCCGUCUGAAUGCCGUCAAAUCCGUGUGUGACGUGGUCUCGAACAGAUACAGCGAGGCGAUAAACCAAGCAGAGAACAAUAUUCAUCUACUCAAAAGACACGGUGAACCAGAAGUGGAUCAGUUGGUGUGUAGUACUGGAAUCGUUUACAAUCAGCUGGUGGAUCUGAUCGCGGAAGACAAUGCGAUUGAAGAUACCAUAUACCACCUACACAGAGCGCUGUGCACUGCUCAGACCCCGAUGGAUUUGGACAAGUUUCUGAGGCACACACGGAUCUUGGCAGAACAGCAAUUCAUGAAACGGGCGUUAGUUGAAAAGAUUCAGCAGGGAUUGCCUCAUCGCGUUUGGUGACGGUAUGUACUUACCUAUAUCUCGAUGUGUACGUACUUUUGUGGAAAACCCAAAUCUUUUUGUCUUC
Molecule: messenger RNA, 1324 nt
Organism: Marasmius oreades (fairy-ring Marasmius)
Lineage: Eukaryota; Fungi; Basidiomycota; Agaricomycetes; Agaricales; Marasmiaceae
Exons: 2
Coding region: 1-1257 (418 amino acids)
Biological process (GO): protein transport; endosome to lysosome transport; protein modification process
Cellular component (GO): ESCRT I complex
Molecular function (GO): ubiquitin binding
Source: RefSeq, a predicted model, not a curated record